Molecule: messenger RNA, 654 nt
Organism: Saxophila tyrrhenica
Lineage: Eukaryota; Fungi; Ascomycota; Dothideomycetes; Mycosphaerellales; Extremaceae
Exons: 1
Coding region: 1-654 (217 amino acids)
Cellular component (GO): mitochondrion
Source: RefSeq, a predicted model, not a curated record
AUGCUACGAACAACAACCACGCUCCGCUCCCAAAUCCUCACCCGGCGGCUCUCACCCAACCUCAUCCGCCGCCAUGCCACGCAACCCGCACCCCCAACGUCCCGCCUCACCCGCCUCGAAUCCCGGCUUCCCAAAUUCCUCGUCCCUUGGCUCCGCCCCAUAACCCGCGCCCCCAUCUCCCACGUAACAGCCUUCCUCCUCCUCCACGAACUCACCGCCAUCGUCCCCGUCGUCGGCCUCGUAGCCUUCUUCCACUGCUCCAACUGGCUCCCCCCCUACAUCAGCGAGGGCAAAUGGGUGCAAGAAGCGACGGAGAAGGCCGGGAAAUACCUGCGACGGAAUGGAUGGUUGAAGCAGGAGUCGAAGAGAGAUAAGUGGUUUGGGAGGGGUGAGGGGAGCGUGAGGUUGUUGGUGGAGAUCGGGACGGCGUGGGCGAUUACGAAGGCGUUGUUGCCGGUUAGGUUGGUGUUGAGUGUGUGGGCGACGCCGUGGUUUGCAAGGUGGACUGUGCUGCCGGUUAUGGGGUGGGUGGGGAGGUUGUUUGGGAGAGGAAAAGGCGUGCAGACAGUGCAGGCGGUGAAGUCGGGAGGGGCUGGGACAGGAGCGGUGGCGGGCGGGGUGCUGCCGAAGGAAGGGAGUGUGAAGGUGAAAUGA